AUGUCUACUGCUGCUAGAAGCCAUGGUAACUCGGUUGAUGAUGAGGAGAUCCGUCGUUUGGCAGAGCGGUUAUCAGCAAUGUCUCUUAAUCUGCCUGUCACUGUUACCCAACAAGCUCAAUCCGAUGUUGUUGACGGGCCUGAUGUUACUUUAUCAUCAAUAGCAGAGGAAGCUCCGCUAAAGUCGUCGAUUGUUGUGCCUCCAAGAGAUAAGGCUGGUCUCAUAGAGGCAAGAGGUUCUGGAGAUGCUGACGACUUAUUGAAUGGGUUGUCUCCGAGUGAACUGCAGAAGAUCUAUGAUAACUCGGUAAAGAGAGCUGAGAAGGCGGCAUUGCCACCUGGAGGAUUAUUCAAAGGUUUUAAAGAUACUCGGUCGGUUCUCUCUUUCCUACAUGAGUGUGAACGCACUCCUUCGUGGGACAUUGGUUAUGGUCCUAGUGCUGCUUUCUUCCAAGGCAUUUAUUUGGAAAGGUGUUUGUCUGAUGUUAUUCGACAGACCGUGGUUGAUGGUGUUGAUAGACGUUUACUCCAACAAGGAUAUUCCAGUUAUCGCAAGCUGUUCGGCGAGCCGGAUGUAUUCGAUCUGAGUUGUUACAAACCACCACGUGCUCAUCAUUGUUCCAAGUGUAAACGAUGUGUGGAUCGAAUGGACCAUCACUGUGAUGUCACCGGAAACUGCAUUGGCGCUCGCAAUCAGGGGUCGUUCAUAUUGGUAUUCAUAUUUGGCUCGGCAGCUUGCGUCUAUGCACAAUACAUGAUCUGGUCGACCGUCCUUCUUAAGGAGGGGUUCCCCAAUCUCUUCCUAGGGGUUAAGCUCAACACUUGGCAGUAUGUAACGUACGGUCACUUUGCUCUGCCCCUUGGCCUCUAUGUGCACUUGAGUACCAUAAUUCCUUCCUGUGCCGGUGGGGCCACUCUGAUGCUACUGGCGACCUUUGGUGCUCUGAUAGCCCUGGCCUUUAUGUUUUGGGGGCAGUGUGGACAGAUCAUGCGAAAUGUAACUUUCCUUGAGAAACGUCCAUAUAAGGCUGAGUGA
This is a messenger RNA of Perkinsus marinus ATCC 50983, 1035 nucleotides long. RefSeq names its product zinc finger protein DHHC domain containing protein, putative. Gene Ontology annotation, molecular function: protein-cysteine S-palmitoyltransferase activity. The coding region runs from base 1 to 1035 and encodes 344 amino acids. The record is from RefSeq and is a predicted model, not a curated record. Lineage: Eukaryota; Perkinsozoa; Perkinsida; Perkinsidae. The transcript has 6 exons. Gene Ontology annotation, cellular component: endoplasmic reticulum; Golgi apparatus. Gene Ontology annotation, biological process: peptidyl-L-cysteine S-palmitoylation; protein targeting to membrane.